AUGGCCACCAGCUAUACGCCGCCUGCAAAGAAUACAAAAGGUGACGGGACGGGCAUCUACUCAAAGCUAUAUGUUCAGUACAUAUAUGACUGGUUAGUUUUGUGGCUAUCGAAUAGUUAUGCGUGGAAGUGUCCCACAACGUCAAUCCUACUGCCGCUGUUCAAGUCCACCAUGGGUGCCAGACAUCUCGACAUCGGGGUUGGGUCCGGUUACUACCCUGCCAAGGCACUGGCUGCUGGAGUAGACUGCAAAGAGAUAACCAUCGUCGAUCUAAAUACGAAUUCUCUGGCCGCGACGGAAAAACGGAUCAUCAAUUCAUCGAACGCUGUUCGCAUCACAACCGUUGUCGCAGACGCUACCGAGCAUCUGCCCCUGCCGAAUUCCGCGAGAUUCGACUCAAUAAGCAUGUUCUAUUUGCUACAUUGCGUCCCUGGACCUCAAGAGCGGAAGGUCAAAGCGUUCGACGUUGUCAGAGAUCUUCUCGCGCCGGGUGGGGUGCUUGUAGGAUUAACGAUCUUGGGCCGGGAGCAGCCGAUGAAUUGGGUCGCGGCUAAGCUUAUGUCAAUAUACAACAAUUCCGGCACAUUCGAUAAUUGGAAUGACCGCCGACAUGUAUUUGAGGAGGCUUUACGGAAGAAUUUUGAGGAAGUUAGCAUCCGACUGGUAGGACGGGUCAUGCUCUUCACGGCGAGGAAACCGAGAUCGCUAGAAAGUGACGCUGGGACUCGUGUUCAGCCAGAGGUUCUAAGCUAA
Molecule: messenger RNA, 753 nt
Organism: Beauveria bassiana ARSEF 2860
Lineage: Eukaryota; Fungi; Ascomycota; Sordariomycetes; Hypocreales; Cordycipitaceae
Product: putative SAM-dependent methyltransferase
Exons: 1
Coding region: 1-753 (250 amino acids)
Molecular function (GO): methyltransferase activity
Source: RefSeq, a predicted model, not a curated record